AAUUCCUCUCAACCUGCUGACAUGUCUAAAGACAGUCUGCUUGGUGGGCUUCUUGCUGCUGGAUUUGGCGAAAAAUCUUGCUUAAGCAGGUACCAGUCUGCCUUGUAUCGAAAAAUUUCACCUUAUAAGCCUUCUUCCUAUCUUCUUUCCAGAUUGCGGAAGUAUGAAGACCUCCAUAAACAUUGUGGACCCCAUACCAAAUCCUACAGGAAAACCAUAAAACUACUCAAGUCUGGCCACAGUGUUGGCCCAACAGAUUGUAACUAUGUUGUGUGGAUAUCUUACAGUGGCUUAGGGAACAGGAUCCUCACCCUGGCUUCUGCAUUCCUUUAUGCUCUUCUCACAAACCGUGUCCUGCUUGUUGACCGGGGAAAAGACAUGGCUGAUCUAUUCUGUGAGCCAUUUCCUGAAAAAUCAUGGUUACUGCCCCUGGACUUUCCCCUACUGCCUAAAUUCAACAGCAUUAACAAAGAAUCUCCUCAUUGUUUUGGGAAGAUGCUGAAGAAUAAUAUCAUAAAUUCCUCAACAGAACAACCGCCACCAUUUUUAUAUAUCUACCUGAGUCACGAUUAUGGUGAUCAUGAUAAGCUUUUCUUCUGUGAUCAGGAACAAACCCUUCUUGGGAAAGUCCCUUGGUUGAUCAUGAAGACUAAUAACUACUUUGUCCCAUCUCUCUUCUUGAUGCCUUCUUUUGAACAAGAACUAAGCAAAUUAUUCCCAGAAAAGGAAACUACUUUCCAUCACUUGGGUCGGUAUCUUUUCCACCCUUCAAAUCAAGUAUGGGGACUGAUCACAAGGUUCUAUAAAGCUUACUUGGCUGAAUCAAAUGAGAGGAUUGGCAUCCAAAUAAGGACUUUUGACUCUGGAACUGCUCCUUUCCAAUAUGUGAUUGAUCAAAUCAUGGCAUGCACUCUAAAGGAGAAACUGCUGCCUGAAGUCAAUAGACAAGAAACUUUUGUUACCCCAGCUGAAAACCAGAAAUCAAUAGCUGUUCUAAUGACAUCUUUAAAUUCUGGGUACUCUGAGGCUGUGAGGAACAUGUAUUGGGAGCAGUCAGCCAUGAGUGGGGAGGUGGUCAGCGUAUACCAGCCAAGCCAUGAGGAAGUCCAACAGAGUGAGAAGCAGGGGCACAACAGGAAGGCAUGGGCAGAAAUGUAUCUCCUAAGUACGACUGAGGCAUUGAUAACCAGCGCAUGGUCAACCUUUGGCUAUGUGGCUCAGGGUCUUGGAGGUGUGACGCCUUGGAUUCUGUACAAGCCUCAAAAUCGGACAGCUCCUGAUCCACCUUGUGGCAGGGCAAUGUCAAUGGAGCCAUGCUUUCAUGCCCCUCCCUUCUAUGACUGUAAGGCGAAGACAGGAGUCGAUACUGGUGCGCUUGUUCCUCAUGUAAGACACUGUGAAGACAUGAGCUGGGGCCUCAAGCUGGUUGGUAGACAUAGAGAGUUGUAGUUGCAGUCUUUAUGUCGAAAUUCAUCAAUCUCUUAUGGUUUUGGCCGUAGAAUAAAAUCUUUGCCAUUGAAGGUUCUGCAGAAAUACAU
This is a messenger RNA of Vitis vinifera (wine grape), 1538 nucleotides long. RefSeq names its product galactoside 2-alpha-L-fucosyltransferase. Lineage: Eukaryota; Viridiplantae; Streptophyta; Magnoliopsida; Vitales; Vitaceae. Gene Ontology annotation, biological process: cell wall biogenesis; xyloglucan biosynthetic process. The transcript has a single exon. Bases 22 to 1449 code for a protein of 475 amino acids. Gene Ontology annotation, cellular component: membrane; Golgi apparatus. Gene Ontology annotation, molecular function: galactoside 2-alpha-L-fucosyltransferase activity. The record is from RefSeq and is a predicted model, not a curated record.